Ruditapes philippinarum (Manila clam) is the source of this 2096-nucleotide messenger RNA. Its product is annotated as leucine-rich repeat-containing protein 74B-like. The record is from RefSeq and is a predicted model, not a curated record. Gene Ontology annotation, molecular function: calcium ion binding; protein binding. The transcript has 12 exons. Bases 286 to 1746 code for a protein of 486 amino acids. NCBI's taxonomy places the organism in Eukaryota, Metazoa, Mollusca, Bivalvia, Venerida, Veneridae.
CUUACAACGUAUUUAGAAAAGUGAUAUAAAUCUUUGAUCCAUUCCAUUUAAUCGGCUUAAACGAUUAAUCUCCUAAAACCGUAUCUUUAACACUAUUAUGAUUUAUUUAACCCUUAUAUCUAUUGUUUUAUUACAAGUAUUUUGACACUGGUCUAGGGACCAUUUCUCUUCUAUAGUGGAAAUAUAAGGGAAUUGUUUAUACACCAAUAGUUUGUUUUAGGGGCAUAUUUAUAAAGAAAUAAAUUAUCUCACUGUCUUAUUUGGGAGGUAAUUGUUUUCAGAUAAAUGGAGCCUAGACGGCCAGAACUGGGGAAAGGACACUGGUCAAAAGUAAGAGAAAGUGUAGAUGAGGGUCGUUCAAGAAAGUCGUUGGCCAAGAAGGUGAACGACAAAUAUCAAAGGGCUUGCAAAGUUGCAAAGAAAUAUCCAUUAAAAUGUAUUGUUGACCAAUUUGAAAAUUCAACCUUUGACCUUACGGGGAAGAAAAUAGGCCAUGAACAUAUGAAACUUGCUGCCGUAGCGCUUUUAAGAAAUGAAUAUGUGAAUGCAUUGAAGUUGCGGGAUAAUAGUUUAGGAAACGAGGGAAUAUAUCAUGUAACAGAUAUGUUGACACAGAAUAUUUACAUCACACGACUUAACUUUGCAGAGAACAAUAUAGGCAUCCCCGGGUUAAAGGCAAUAGUACAGGCUGUAAUGGACAAUAUUCUCAUAGUAAGAUUAGAUGUCUCAGGAAAUGAAAUCACAGAUGAGGGUGCUAAGUGCCUUGCUGAACUAAUAGAGGCAAGAACGGGCUUGUUACGGUUACGGGCAAACCAUAAUUGUAUUAGUGAAUCGGGCGCUAUGGCAAUAGGGAAUGCAUUAGGUUCCCAAAUAAUGAAUCAAUUAGAGAAACUGGAUCUUAGCUGGAACCACAUCAGGGGGAAAGGUGCAAUAUCAAUAGCUCAUAGUUUAAAGACGAACAAUAGUCUACUGUCAUUAAAUGUAGCUUGGAAUGGUUUUGGUAAAGAGGGGGCUAAAGCUUUAGGAGAAGCUCUCCCAGAGAACAAGAAACUGAGUGUUUUAGAUAUUACUAAUAAUAGAAUCGAUGCUAACGGAAUGGCUAUGUUCAUGAUCGGACUGCGAACCAAUGAAACUCUUCAAACGUUAAAGCUUGGAAUGAAUCCAAUAAGCAGUGACGUAGCAAAGCAUCUACUCAUGAUCAUUGAAGCCAAUGAGAAAUGUGCUAUAACUCACUUAGAAAUGUCAGCGGUUGAGGGGGAAAUAAAACAUUUCCAUGUUAAUCACGGAAAAGUAGUGCGUAAUGUGCCUGAAAAACCUUAUGUUCCUCCGCCAUUACCACCACGUGAUCCGCUCGAGUUAAUGUUUGAAUUCAAAUAUGAGCACGGAUAUCGGACACUUGACCUCUUAAUGAGAAUGGACAAAGAUAAUAACAUGGUCGUUGAUAGGGAAGAAUUUAAAAAUGGAUUACUGGAGAUGGAAAUUGAAGCUGACGACGACCAAAUAGAUGAACUAAUGUCAAGACUUGAUACUAAUUCAGACGGGAGCAUAGACUAUAGUGAAUUUGUUCAAGGGGAGAAGGAAUACGGAUCAAGACAUAAAAGACAUAUGAACAUGCAGACCAUGACAAAAAUCCGCUCCUUGGCAAUGGCCAUGUUAAAACUAAGAAUGCAGAAGCAAAUAAAUGAAGUAGACACUAGAAGACAGAGCACCGUUCAAACAAAUCAAAAACCACAAAAUAAGACAUGACCAAGACAUUUUUGAAAUGUGUUUUUAAUGACGUUGUAAACAUAUGGGCAUUAUUGGAACACAGGAACAACAAACGAAUGAUGCCAUGGUUGCAUUAUUUUUCACAGGCAAUUUUGUUAAGGCAGAAAAUGGAAUGCGUAUUUUGGAACAUGCGCACAACACAUUAAAGUGGAUGGAUACCAGACUGUUUAUCAAUAUAAAUCAAAACAUUUAGAUAACAUUUUUGAAAAUCAAUGAAAAAUAGAAAAACACAUGAUUGCUAUUAUGAAUACAAAUUUGUUAUUUAAGAUAUUGUAUGUUUAAGUCAUUCUAGCAACAUACUAUUAUAUAGAAGUGAAAAGACCACAGUU